Petromyzon marinus (sea lamprey) is the source of this 4354-nucleotide messenger RNA. RefSeq names its product sterile alpha and TIR motif containing 1 (gene SARM1). Lineage: Eukaryota; Metazoa; Chordata; Hyperoartia; Petromyzontiformes; Petromyzontidae. Gene Ontology annotation, molecular function: signaling adaptor activity; protein binding; NAD+ nucleosidase activity. Gene Ontology annotation, biological process: signal transduction; response to axon injury; negative regulation of MyD88-independent toll-like receptor signaling pathway. The record is from RefSeq and is a predicted model, not a curated record. Gene Ontology annotation, cellular component: dendrite.
AGGAAAGGGGGGGGGGGCACCUCUCUCUCUCUCCUUGUGUGGCUAUUUAUAGCCCGGAGCCAUGACGUCUCGCUACAGUACAUCCUUCGCGGCCGCAGUGCUGCGGGCGGUAACGAAAUAACCUGUCACCCGUGGCUGAAAUUGAACCGUCACUCCUGUGUGAACUGGCUCUGUGCGGGUGUGCUGACCACUGGGCCACGCGGCCCCCGACUGCAACGAGGCAACCCUGCCACAGAUGAAGAAGUCGGGCCGGUCCUCGCACACGAAGCUGUGCUCCUGCUGGCCCACGUCCUCAUCCCGCACGCCUCCUCCCGACCACCAGCAGCUUCGCGAGCAAAGCUCCCCGCACUGCAGCCCAGCACCGUCCGCCAUGCAGGCGCCUGACCCGGAUUCCCAGCACGCCGAUGAUGGCCGCCAGGAGCUGGAGCGACUCUUGCCGCGGCUCGUCGACGGCGUGCGGCGUCUGAAGGAGCUGGCGACGCCCGACUCCCCGGUGGGAGAGAGCGACGGGCGGCCGAGGCAGGAGGUGGCAGAGGAGGAGGUGGCCACCUUGGCCGGGCUGGAGGCCACGUUGCAGGAGGCGUGGGCCACGCCCGUGGUGGGCCGCGAGGUGGCCACGGAGCUGUGCUCCACACUGCGGCUUCAGGGGGGACUCGAGCUGCUGCUAUCGCUGCUCGCUUCAUGCAGGCCUCACGUGAGGUCCGGGGCGGCCGAGCUUCUGCAGCAGGUCCUUACGACCGACAACAGGGAGUGGAUUGCGCGCUUUGGGCUCGGCGCCGUGCUGGGCCUGGCCAAGGAGCGCGAGGACACGCGCACGGUGCGCGCCACCGCCGCCAUCCUGCAGCACAUGUUCAAGAACUCGGAGGAGACGUGCUCGCUGCUGGUGUGCGAGGGCGGCCUGGACGCCGUGCUCUUCUGGUGCCGCUUGUUGGACGUGGACGUCCUGCGCGACUGCGCCGCCGCCAUCGCCAACUGCGCCAUGUACGGCGGGCCCGACAACCACCGGCGCAUGGUGGACAAGAAGGCGGCCGAGUGGCUCUUCCCGCUGGUGUUCAGCGCCGACAGGCGCGUGCGUCUGUCGGCGAGCCUCGCCAUCGCCGUGCUCGUCAACAACAAGGAGGUUCAGCAAAAGGUGCUGAGUUCGGGCACGCUGGAGCUCGUGGAGCCCUUUAUCGCCUCACUGGACCCGGAGAAGCACGCGCAGGAGCUGCUGACCUCGCGCGACGACAUGCAGGGCCGCACCGUUCAGUACUUGCAGCAGCUACUGCCGCUGCUAGACAGCUCGCGCGUGGAGCCGCAGUGCGUCGCCGCGUUCUACUUCUGCGUGGAGGCCAUGAUCAAGACGCAGCAGCAGCAUGGCGAGCUCUUCCAGGAGAUCGGUGUGGUGCAGAGCCUCAAGCGGCUGGUGAGCUACUCUUCCAGUGGCACGGCAUGCCGUCUCGCUCACCGCACACUCACCAUCCUGGGAGAGGAGCCACCCGUCCGCCUCCCCACCACCGUGCCAUCUUGGAGACCAACACACGUGCAGGCUUGGCUGCGGCAGGUCGGGUUCUGCAAGUACGCUCCGCUGUUCCAGGAGCUCCAAGUGGACGGGGAUCUGCUGUUGCUGCUGAGCGAACAGGACCUGAGCGGUGACUUUGCGAUGAAGGAGAGCGUCACUAGGAGGAGGUUCCUACGGGAGCUGGCGGAGCUGAAGACAUACGCGGACUACAGCGCGUGCGACGGCAGCAAGCUGUGCGAGUGGCUGAACCGCGUGGGGCCCGGUUUCCGCCGCUACACCUACGGACUGCUGCGCGCGGGCGUCACGCGGCCGUUCCUGGCGCAGCUCACGGAUGCGCAGCUCACCGACGACUGCUGCGUCGACAACGGCGUGCACCGCGCCACCAUCCUCACCGCCGCCGCCGGGGCUGCUGCGGACGUGGGCUCCCCGGUGAGCAACGGGGGCGAGAGCCCCGCAAGCGGCGACAGGCCCGACGUGUUCAUCAGCUACCGACGCGCCACUGGCUCGCAGAUGGCCAGCCUGCUCAAGGUGCACCUGCAGCUGCACGGCUUCAGCGCCUUCCUGGACGUGGAGAAGCUCACAUCCGGCAAGUUCGAGGAGAAGCUGCUGGCAAGCGUGCGCGCCGCUCAGAGCUUCCUGCUCGUGCUCACGCCCAAGGCCCUCGAUAAGUGCAUGCAGGACGUGGACCACAAGGACUGGGUACACAAGGAAAUAGUGACGGCACUGCAGUCCAAGAAGAACAUCGUUCCCGUGUACGACAAGUUUGAGUGGCCAGACCCCAGCAGCCUUCCCGAGGACAUGCGUGGAAUUCUCAAGUUCAACGGCAUCAAGUGGUCUCACGAGUACCAGGACGCGACCAUUGAGAAAAUCGUUCGUUUCCUCAAGCGGCUGAGUGAUGGGCCUCUGCACGGUAUGGGAGCGAGCGGCGGCAUCGCUGACAGUGGCUCCUGUUGCUGCCGCGAGGGUCAGGCUGCCGCUGCCAAUAACCAUCAUGUGGAGCCUACGAGCCCCGAGAGCACCACGCCGUGAUGGUGCCUAAUGCCAGCUCUCGCGUACCAGUCGACACUCGUCAGGUCUGUGUGCCAGGAGGAGCGACUGGGUUGGAUUGGGCCUUGGGUUAACGAACGACUGCGAAAGCACUUAGCAGCGUGGAUGCUUUGGCAGUCAUUAGUUUGAAUACGUAAUAUUUAGUUCUGCCUUGGCAGCAUCCACGGACAUAACUGUCAGGUGUUUCUUUGCUGGGUGUUUGUAGGUCAUGCAAAAGCACUCUUUUUCUCGCCAGCCCUACGCAUCCUCUGCCAGUACCUAUAAAAGAGGGCUGACCCCCCUAGCAGGCUGUGUCAGAUGAGGCAGCGGUUGGGAUUGGGGGGGGGGGGGGGCGGCAGCCUCCAUUGCACUUGGUUUCGUGCAAUACGGAAGGAGAAGUGUGAGAAGCUUGCGCCAUCCUGCCGCUCCCCUCGCCCGUGUCCUUGCAUGGGGACGGCACGGCAGGCCGGCCGGGAAUGCAUGCGGUCGCCCCACCUGGUCAGUUCCUGAUUGUCCGUGAAGAAGAUGGAAGGUCGAAGUGAUGAAAGAAAAAUAAAUAAAUAAAGGGUGGACUGCCCAGCUCUCUCUGCGGGAGUGUGGCGAGUUCAAGGCGAGUGUGGUCAAGCCUCGCCAUCUUCACUAGGUGCUGGAGGAAUAGACAAGGCCAAAGAAGAGUUCCUGUGCACGACCUGAGAACACCGAGGAGAUACCUAGCAGUCAUGGCUGUGAGUGCUGUUAGGCCAUACCAUCAUCAUAUUGGGUUGUUAAAACACAGCCUCCCUCUAAUCUGAAAUCGCCUACACCAAACUCCUACUAAUCCACAUUUUCACCAAAUGCCUCAAAGCAGGGCACCUUCUGGAGAAGUCUGGAGAUCCUGGGCUUUCAUGGUGGAAGAUGUUGAGCUAGUAUACACUUGUAUAGAAACAGUUGAAAAUCACCACUUCAAAUACCUGCAAUAAUAAUAAUGAAACUGCAUGGGAAAUCACACAUACAUGCUAUUUUUGCUACAACUCGUGUUCACCAGUUUCCCAUGGUCGCCUACUAGUUACAGAUGUUUCGGAAUGAACCAUUGCAAAAAAAAUGGUUCCGAUCUGCAGUUGCUGAUUUAACUCCAGUCGAGCGAUGUGUUUAUUUACAGAUCAGUUAAUUUCUGUUAAGAGUCACCCGACGGUGCCACGUGGCCCAGGGUUCCCACGCGAGGCUCCGCUCUCUUCUCUGCUGAUGACGAGACCCUGCCACCCUCAGUGGCACCUACCCCCACGCGGUGAAGCAUUCCCCCUCUGCCUUCCUAGCAGGGGUGUCUCCCCCCCACCCCCCCAAAGCCUGAGGAAUUGUCCCUACUCUGCAAGUUGAGCCUGGCAAGGGCCCAUUGAGACACGUGUCUAUUAUGCCAGAAGGACCUAAACAUAAACGGUACAGGUUAGGGCACCAGUGUGUUACAAUUGACAUUGACAAAAACAUACUAUGUUAGUCUUCUUUCACAAUGUUCGUUUUGCUUAGUGGUCCAAGAGGAAAUUUCAGAAGCAGAAUAAUGUAUUUGUACUGGAAAAAUCCGAUGCGCUAUGAAGCUCUUUUUCAAACGUCCAGUAAAAAUGUAAAGUCCCCCGGUAUGAGACCUAUUAGUCCUGGAGCCCAUGUUCACUGCUCUUUCCCCUUCCAAAUGACUAAGUGUUGCUUUAGGUUAAAAAGUGUCGGUAUAUAAUUAUGGUUUUCUCAGAAGUGUCAUUCCAGCCAAAUUACACCCCUGUGAAAUUAGUUAAGUGACAUUAUGGCUUGAAAAAAAAACUGCUUAUGCAUGAUCGUCGUGUUGAAAACGUCUGCAGCAAA